This is a messenger RNA of Amoebophrya sp. A25, 364 nucleotides long. The record is from the annotation of a GenBank genome assembly. NCBI's taxonomy places the organism in Eukaryota, Dinophyceae, Syndiniales, Amoebophryaceae.
GUCAGAGUCGUUGGACAACGUAUUGGACUCGGACCUCGACCUGCUCGAAACAAGAAGAAGAAGUAGUUACUCGAAUGGUGACGCACGCAAGUAUCAACGGAACAGGCUCGCUUCAGUGGCGCGCCACGCACAACAAAAUAUAUCGCGCGUCAUCGAUCCGCGAGAUGAAAAUUCUAGGGACGUGACGGGAGAAGGUGGCUGGGAGGAUGACAACUUUGGAAGCGGUCAUGAAGAAGCUGCAACCGAUUCGCCAAGCGUACUAGAAAGUCUGUAUGGGUGGGCGCUUGAUCAAGUUAUGAACCGCUUAGGCCUCCCAGGGAAUCUGACGAACAUGACGAACGCGACAAAUGAAAAUGCUGAUACG